Messenger RNA from Somion occarium, 1740 nucleotides. The record is from the annotation of a GenBank genome assembly. Lineage: Eukaryota; Fungi; Basidiomycota; Agaricomycetes; Polyporales; Cerrenaceae.
GUUGACGGACCCUGACGUGGACUCGACACGAUCAAAUGCGCGCGCAAAUGUUGAGCCCUGAGGUCCUUCCACUAGUACUCGCAGAAUAGCAGACGCAGCGCAGAACUCGGUAUAUUACCGUUCUUCUGACAUGUGGUUCUAGAGAUUGGUGGGGGGCGCUGAACUGGCAGUACACUCGAAGUAGCCUAUUGACAGCUGCAGUGUGGACUGCAGAAGCACCUCUUGAAACAACUGCAUUAGCGCUACCCCGGGAAGAUCCAGCAGUCUUGGAAGUUCAUUGAUGUUGUUCUUAAAGCAUAUCUGUUGCAUCGGAUGCGGAGCUGUCGGUCAUGCCUUGCACUACAUAUUGCCUUAUGAGCUGCAGAAGAUGAUCCCCAUCUUCCCAUCCUUUCUCUUCCAAGCACCCUCCCUCCUUUCUUUUGGCUACAACUUCGAUGCCUAUGAAGAUGCGGGCUGCUUUACUGUUUGCAGCUCUAUCCUCCGUCUCGAUUGCAUUUGCUGAAAUCAUCAAUGUCUCCGUCGGCGCGAACGGCAAGCUGGCUUUCUCUCCGGAAUAUGUACAUGUCAAUCAGGGGGAUGUAGUGCGCUUUACCUUCAAUCCAAAGGCUCACUCUGUUACUCAGUCCAGCUUCGACACGCCAUGCAUCAAGACGCUUCCAGGGGUCAAUUCUGGGUUUGACACGGAUCUGACACCCGUUUCUCCUGAUCUAGUUGCACAGAAUCAGCAACCAACAAAGGACUUUUUUGUCAUUGACGGCUCACAUCCACUUUGGUUCUACUGCAAACAAGUUGGUCACUGCGGACAAGGAAUGGUUUUCGCAAUUAACCCCCCUGCCACUGGAAACACGUUCGAUGCAUUCAAAGCCCGGGCGAUCCAGCAGAAUGGCACGCAAAGCGCGACCUCGAGCGCGUCAGCACCCACGGCAACGGCUACAACCAAGUUCUGCGAAUCAAAGGACGAAAAUGGUUCGCCUCUAGUGACGGAGGGAAAGCCGAAUGCUGAUAAUCUCGUGGGUUGCAAAUAUCAGCAAGCGGGGUUCUGCACCUACAAUAUCGUCAGCGGAUUGUUGGACUCAGGUUCUAGCGUUUGCCCCGACUCCAUCCCAGGGGUCGUUAGCGGAUCCCCGAAUCUUCCUACUGCCAAGCUCUGCAGACCGAAAGACGAGAGAGGAUCACCACUCACACUCGAGGGCGAUGUCCACGACGGUUCUGUUGGGUGUACAUAUCCACAAGCUGGGCUCUGCGAAUACACCGUGUCGAGCGGAGAACGAAUGUCUGGAUCCAGUGAUUGUCCCGACACUAUUGCCCCCACAACCGGAAGUAAUGUUAAAGCUGUAUCUGGCGCACUCGCGGAUGACGACGACGAUGACAAGAGCUCUGCGAACCUCAAGACUCUCGUUACUAACAGCUUUAUCAUCAUUGGCCUUUCAUGUGCCAUUCUCCUCGCGAUCAUUGUGAUGGCAAUGGUGUCGUGCAUAGGCCGUCGAGGCUUCCGCGGAAAGGAGGCCAAGUAUUCGAAGGUCACUGUACCCAAGGCGUUUCAGGGACAUGAAGAUGACUCUAUGAUACAUUCUGAUUCGAAGCCGUAUAAUGAUAUCUGAAGAGGCUUUCAGCCCUAGAGUUUCUCACUUGCGGACUAUUUUUUUGAGUUGUCGUUUUGUGAUGUAGUAGCUAACGUAGUAUUUCUUGGGUUAUUUCUUAUCGGUUUGACCAUGUAGUCAGCCAUGUUUUCUGGACCUC